AUGCAAGCCAGGUCCGAACGCGGUCUCGAACCUUCGUCGACACAGGCUUCCCCCGUGCGGGAUGCGCGCUCCUCGUCGAUCAUCUCGUCGCUGCCGGACACGACGUCCAUCAAAUCGAGGACGUCGUCAGUCUCUGACGGCAGCGGCGCGGAGCUUUCGGCGGUGCUCGUGGACUCUGUCGGCGACAGGCCGCGGCGCUCGCUCCUGCACCUCUCGCUGACUUCCACGGUGGGCAUUUUCGCACUUGUGGCCAUCGCGGCGUUCGCCUUCAGCGUGCUGCGGGCCGGCUCGACCGCCUUUCAGGAAGACCUUGGCGCUAUGGCCGCCACCGAGAGCGAGGAAGCCGUCCUCGUGAAUGGCGUGCCCUUGGUAGAUGAACCCCCGCCCGCUCCGAGACGGCAGAUCAAGUACGGCUUCGAGGACGAGCCCGUGCACUGGAAAGUGAGCUCUGUCGCAGAGCUCGAUUUGGGUGCUGGCACGGAGAAGGGGUCGAAACCUCAGUGCGGCCAGUUCCAGUUCUCCUUCUGCAGCGAGCGCAAGGGCGGCGGCGCGUACUUUGAUCCAACGCUGGCGUCUUGCCUAGCGGUCUCGCCCGAACUCGUCUACGUGUGCAACCGAAGCCCCAAUCGGUUUUCCUCGCUAGAGGAGUGCCGCCGUAGCUGCGUCGAGCCCGUAAGGCCUCAUAGACGGUGCAUGGCGACGCCAGUGUUCUCGCUCUGCGACAGGGAACUGACGAAGAGCUGGUGGUUCUCAAACGGCACCCAGUGCGAAGAGUGGCGCUUCCCGCUGGGUCUGUGCCCGGCGCAGAAAAGCUCGGUGUUCUCGAGCGCGCGUCAGUGCAGCGACAGCUGCCUGAGACCGCGGGACAAGCUGCAUUGCUGUCACCGACCCGAGCCGCACGUCUGCACUCUCGGGCAGCUCAAGUACCCGUAUUUUGCGGCGGUCGGGUACGACGGAUGCUUCCGGUGCCUCGAGGCGACCGCGAGUGCGCUGAUGGGCUACCAGUGCCUAAUCGGCGCCAACCGAUUCGACACGAUAGACGCGUGCAACAGCACCUGCGUCGACGACAGCGGCGACCACGAAUGAAAACAGUCGUUGCUCCCAGUCGAUU
Rhipicephalus sanguineus (brown dog tick) is the source of this 1111-nucleotide messenger RNA. RefSeq lists its product as uncharacterized. The coding region runs from base 1 to 1086 and encodes 361 amino acids. The transcript is spliced from 4 exons. Lineage: Eukaryota; Metazoa; Arthropoda; Arachnida; Ixodida; Ixodidae. The record is from RefSeq and is a predicted model, not a curated record.